Molecule: messenger RNA, 1425 nt
Organism: Paramuricea clavata
Lineage: Eukaryota; Metazoa; Cnidaria; Anthozoa; Malacalcyonacea; Plexauridae
Source: the annotation of a GenBank genome assembly
AUGGCGGCCGAGAUGAGCAGUUCGGAAUCAUCAUUUGUCCUUAAUUCUGCUUUAGUUAACAACGAAUUUUCUUCAGAUGAUGAUUCUGAAAGUGAUUUUACUAUUUCCGAACCAUACGACUCCCAUGAUGACUUAUCUGGUAUAUCGUCAAGUAUUAUUACAGCAAAAAAUUUGGUCUCGUUUUUGCAAACACUUCGUGAAGGCAACACAUCACAUAUAUUUUCAAACAAAGGAGAUAUUUUAACAUUGGCAUUGGAAGCAGUAUUGGACGAAAGCAAGUCUAUUCUUAAGGAAGAGUUUUUGCAAGACGUUUUACGUUUAGUCGAAGCUUGUUUUACCAAGGCUGAAGUGGAAAAAACUCGACAGAAGAAAGCAGUAAUUUUGGAGAGGGAAUUUGGCAUGACAAGGUCCAGCAGUUUUUACCAUUACGCAAUCAAACAGUCAUGGGGAAAACUUAUUGGUUAUGAUGUCUUAAGCGAGAACACUAAUUUUCAUCAAGCAUCAGAGCAAUUAUUGCAGCAAAUUCUGCAGCACUUUUGGUCUUUGAAUAGUGGGAGCCAGUUUAAUACUAUUGUGGAAAGCAUUUAUGAUGGAGAAAGUCAAAGUGGCACUGGAGAAUCACUGAAUUAUUGUGAUGAAAGCGAUUUUGAUUCUAUUCGAGACCAUGGUGGUUGGGUCAUUAAACGGACUAGGGAGAACAUUUUGAAGGGUGAAAGUGAUGUUCGAGCUAAAGAGUCGGUUGGUGGGUCAGAGGUUGUUCAUGGUGAUAAAGGAGAUGCAAUGAAGAUAAUUGCAACCAUGGGAGAGGAUGUGAAGCAACCGGAUGGAAAAUUUCGCUUUAUUAUCCACAAGAAUAUUGUUUCAUUUUUUUUGUUUCUUCAUAAUCUUGUUGAAAGCCUGAUUGAUCUUAGAAAUCUGGCACUUGAAAAAGGAAACAUUUUGACCAGUUGUCUUGAAAAAUUGUCGAUGAAUAAGGAGCUAAGAGACAAAUGGAAUGACAUAACAUCAACAACACCCAAUGCAACAUCAGUGUUUGUUCUGCAAAAUAUUGUGACCUUUUUCAUCAAAUCAAAGCAGCAAAUAAUUCGAGAGAAAAGAGGGCUAAAACCAAAUAAGAAGUCCAUGGCAAUUCGACAACAACUAAAGCAUUCUAGUCUCCAUACUUCAAAAGCAAAGCAAACAAGUGAAGAAAUUUUACAGUUAAGGUCAGAGAAUCUGUCAACAGUUCAUAUCACUAAUUUUAUGGAAUCAUUGUCAACCUACUCCCACUCUGUGCAAGAAAAGAUUUUGGGGGAACUGACUGGCCAAGAACUUUCUAAAGUAUUAAAAUCAUUGGGCAAGCCGUCACUGUUGGGGAAGAAAAAAAGUCGACAAAUUGGAUUAUUACUUGAACUUCUAAAAAGUGGUGACAUUACAGUACUGUAA